Molecule: messenger RNA, 588 nt
Organism: Zasmidium cellare ATCC 36951
Lineage: Eukaryota; Fungi; Ascomycota; Dothideomycetes; Mycosphaerellales; Mycosphaerellaceae
Exons: 4
Coding region: 1-588 (195 amino acids)
Source: RefSeq, a predicted model, not a curated record
AUGAAAAUCGAAAAGGCCUGCGAUCAAGCAAAGCGGGACGGGCAUACCUGGGUUUGGAUCGACACAUGCUGUAUUGACAAAGAAAGCAGCGCGGAUCUGAGUGAGGUCGUCAACUCAAUGUACCGAUGGUACGCGGAUGCGACUGUAUGUUAUGUCUACCUGGCAGAUGUCACUAUCGAAAGCCACAGGCGAGGGGACAUCCACAAGCUCCCACAAGAUGUUGACUAUCUUCGUCUCAAAUUCGCAGCAGGCCGAUGGUUCACGAGAGGCUGGACACUGCAAGAAUCGAUAGCUCCUAAGGAAGUGAGGUUUUACGACUCUGAAUGGUUCUUUAUUACGACCAAAACCCAAAGCACAGCUGCAUUAGCCAAGGUCAGCGGCAUUGAUGAGAUAGUACUUCGUCGUAGCUAUCAGGCCAAGCACUUCUCUGUUGCGACCCGCUUCUCAUGGGCAGCAAAGCGGCAAACCACCAGAGUGGAAGACGAGGCCUAUUCUCUGGUCGGCCUUUUUGAUGUCAACAUGCCGAUGAUCUACGGAGAGGGCCAGAAAGCUUUCAUCAGGCUUCAGGAGGAGAUCAUAAAAACGUGA